CUCGGUUAUCGUCGCGCAAGAUAAUUUAAAACAAUAAUAUUUGAGUUCCUCGGAGAUACGGGCUCAUCAGGAAAACAUAAAUCUAGAACACCAUGAUUCCGACUACGUUCGCGAGUCCUAAUAUAGAGGACUGGGACUACAAGGAGCCGAUAUUCGCCGGUCCUGGGCCCUGCAACUACUCUCCUGCCGUGUUGGAAGCGCUGAAGAAACCGUGCAUAUCUCCACUGUGUGACGAGUACGUUAAUAUUCUAGAAGACAUCCGAACCGGUCUCCAAUACCUGUUCCAAACUCGGAGUAAGCUGGUGCUGGCCAUCAGCGGUGCUGGCCAUGCUGGCAUGGAGGCACUGAUAUGCAACCUGGUUGCCCCGGGAGAAACCCUGGUUAUGGCCGUGAGAGGAGAGUGGGAUCAGAGGGCUGUGGGGAUAGCUAAGAGACAUCGCGUCAAUGUUGUUGAGCACCGCAUUCCAUGCACCGAUGUUUUCACUUUUGAGGAGUUGGAGGGAGUGUUAAAGAAGCAUCGACCACGAGCUCUGUACCUGACUCACGGUGAUUCCUCGACUGGUACCAUCCAAAAACUGGAUGGAUUGGGAGAUAUUUGCCACAAAUAUGGAACGCUUCUGCUGAUCGAUGCCAUCGUGUCUGCCGGUGGUUCGCCGCUGCUGAUGGACGCUUGGGGAGUGGAUGGGGUGGUGACGGCCACGCAGAAAAGCCUCAGUGGUCCAGCUGGCACUGCGCCUGUAGCGUUCAGUGAACGUGCCGAAGAAGUCAUCAAUCAAAGGAAACACGAGCCGCCAUUUUAUUUGGACGUCAAAAUUCUCGCGCAACAAUGGAACUGCUACGGAAACACACGGGGGUACCACCACACAAUGAAUCCAGUAUCAUUAUGGACUCUUAGGGCCUCUCUCAAGGACAUUUGCGAGCAGACCCUUCCCAAGAUUUGGGAACGCCUUAUAAAGGUCAAGGAACACUUCCACAAGCGUCUCCCGGAGCUGGGCUUCGGCUUCCUCAUCCCCAACCCAAAGGACCGGUUCAUCAAUGUCACCACUGUUGUCCUACCGAAUGGCAUUGACCCUGAUGCCUUUGUAAGAUACAUGCUGAAAAAGCACAACAUCUUCAUAUUCCCUGGUCGUGGGCCCACAGUGGGGAAAUGUGUUCGUGUCGGCAACAUGGGAGUCCACUCCAGUAUAGAGAAGGCAGACGCUAUCCUCGCUGCGAUGGUAGACACUAAGAAUUUGUUGUCACCGAAAAAAACGGGAAACUAGAAAAAAAUUAUAGCCAAUAAUGUAGUGUGUGGUGGUUAUUACAUAGCAUGUAAUUAGGAAAAGUGCACAUUGUAUAAAAUAUA
This is a messenger RNA of Aricia agestis (brown argus), 1345 nucleotides long. Its product is annotated as serine--pyruvate aminotransferase, mitochondrial-like. The record is from RefSeq and is a predicted model, not a curated record. Gene Ontology annotation, molecular function: L-serine:pyruvate transaminase activity; L-alanine:glyoxylate transaminase activity. The transcript has 8 exons. Lineage: Eukaryota; Metazoa; Arthropoda; Insecta; Lepidoptera; Lycaenidae. Gene Ontology annotation, cellular component: peroxisome. Bases 93 to 1262 code for a protein of 389 amino acids.